This is a messenger RNA of Cladocopium goreaui, 360 nucleotides long. NCBI's taxonomy places the organism in Eukaryota, Dinophyceae, Suessiales, Symbiodiniaceae. The record is from the annotation of a GenBank genome assembly.
AUGCUUACAGCGAUGUUCUUCGGAAGAGGUCUUCUGGAUAUCUACAAUGCCGCAAUGCAUAGUCCCUGCACGGUCGCUGACGAUUUCGAUCACCAAUUGGACCAAGAUGCUACGUGCAUGGUGCAAGUAUCCGGCAUGAUAACCACGUUUGACUUCGUCGGGGCGCUUAUAUCCUUAGUAGUCUCAGAGUGUCCAGAGGGCGCAAACAUCAAGGCCUUGUGCGCAUCAGAUGCUACGAUCCUUGUUGGCGCAGUUUCAGGGCUGUUGCAGACCGGCGCCUCCUUCCUGUUGGUUUGUGGGCAGGAAUCUGAUGAGAUCGAUCACAUCCUUGAUGACAUCGGGCCAGAUAUCGUUCCGUGA